AUGAUGAAUAAUAAUAAUAAUAAUAAUAAUUUUUUUUUAAAUAAAACAUCUUUAUAUGUUUUAGAAAAUACUACAUUAGUUAAUGGGAUUUCAAAUGGGUACAACAAGGAUCAUAAAUCAGAACAUAAACAUAGGGAUAGGGAAAAGGAAAAACAUCGUUCAGACAAGUAUAAGCAUAAGCACAGUUCCAGUAAAAGUAGUCACAAAGAUAAAGAAAGGGAUUCAGAAAAAGAAAAAAAAUUAGUAGACGAUAAGAAAUCUCACGAGAAGGAUAAAGAACGCAGGAGUUCUCCUUCGAAUAAAGACAGUAAAAGUUCCAGUAAGGAUAAACAUCAUAGUUCAAGCAGCAGCAGCAGUAGUAGCAAAGAUAAAGACAAGGAUAGGCAUGGUUCGAGUCAUAGAGACAAAGAUAAACAUGGCACAUCUUCGUCAUCAUCAUCAUCAUCUAGUAAGAAAGACAGGCAUAGCUCUCAAUCGAAGGAAAAGGAUAAGCAUCAUAUAUCAUCAUCAACAACAUCAUCAUCGUCAUCUAAGGAAAGGUACAAUUCAUCUAGUUCAAAAGAUAAAGAUAAGCAUAAAGAUAAAGAAAAGGAAUCGCAUGACAAAAGCAAGGAUUCCAAAGAGAGGAGUAAAGACAGAGGAGACUCACGAGACUCGAAAAGAGAAAGAGAAAAAGAAAAGGAAAAGGAAAAAGUGAGUUCGGAUAAAAAUUCGGAUCAAGAGUUGAAGGAAAUCAAAGAUGAAAACAUGCCUGAAUUUAAAACGUACACGGGAGAUUCCGCCGACAACACGGGAGAUUCUGCUCCCGAAGAAGAAUCAUUACGAAUAGACGAAGAUAGGGAUGAAAAUCAACAAGAAGUUAAAAUAAAAGAGGAAAAGGAGGAAGAGGAGGAAGGAGUCGAAAGCGAUGUACCUUUGAGUAUGAGAGUACCUAAAAGGGAAAUCGAAGGAGAUAACGAUGAUGAUGAUGAUGAUGAUGAAACGCCAUUGUUUGCCAGGUUGAAAAAGAAAAUAAAACAAGAGGAUAGCGAUGACGAUUUUAAACCUGGCAAGAAAACAAAAGGAAAAAAGAGGAAAAGUAAAGGUGAUAGCGAUAGCGAAGAUGAUUUUAAACCUGCUGCUAAAAAACCAUCGAAAACGGUUAUUAAGAAAGAAGUGAAAAAAGAAACGACGACGAGUCCGAAAAAGGUUAAAAAAGAAGAAGAGCAACAAGAUGUUUGGAAAUGGUGGGAAGAAGAAAAAAGGGAAGAUGGUAAAAAAUGGAAAUUUUUAGAACACAAGGGACCACUUUUUGCACCUCUUUACGAGCGUUUGCCAAAAAGUGUUAAAUUUUUUUAUGACGGUAAAGAAAUUAGUUUAUCGGAGGAAGCCGAAGAAGUCGCGACUUUUUAUGCAAAAAUGUUAACUCACGAUUACACGACGAAGGAAAAAUUCAACACGAAUUUUUUUAACGACUGGAGAAAAGUUAUGACUGACAAGGAAAGAAAAGUGAUCACGGAUUUGAGUAAAUGCAAUUUCAAACCCAUGGCUCUGUAUUUUCAAGAAAAAUCAGAGGAGCGUAAAGCGAUGAGCAAGGAAGAAAAGAAGGUUAUAAAAGAUCAAAAUGACGCCAUUCAAAAAGAAUACGGUUUUUGCACCAUCGAUGGUCACAAAGAAAAAAUCGGUAAUUUUAGAAUCGAACCACCCGGAUUGUUUCGCGGUAGAGGUGAACACCCCAAAAUGGGAAUGUUGAAAAAAAGAGUUUUACCCGAGGACGUCAUUAUAAAUUGUUCGAAAGAUUCCAAAAUACCCAAACCGCCGGACGGGCACAAGUGGAAAAAAGUACAACACGAUCCAUCCGUGACUUGGUUAGCCAGUUGGACUGAAAACGUACAAGGAAACGUGAAAUACGUCAUGUUGAAUCCAUCGUCGAAGCUAAAGGGUGAAAAGGACAUGGUCAAGUACGAAACGGCGAGAAAGUUGGCAAAGAAAAUUGAUAAAAUCCGCGAACAAUAUCAGGCGGAUUGGAAAAGUAAAGAAAUGAAAAUCAGGCAAAGAGCCGUGGCCCUUUAUUUUAUCGAUAAGUUAGCGUUAAGAGCUGGAAAUGAAAAAGACGAAGAUCAAGCCGACACCGUCGGGUGUUGCUCUCUCAGAGUGGAACACGUCGAACUUUAUCCAGAAUUAAACGGUAAAGAAAACGUUGUAGUAUUUGAUUUUCUCGGUAAGGAUUCAAUAAGGUAUUAUAAUGAAGUGCCUGUGGAAAAGCGUGUUUUCAAAAAUUUAUUAUUAUUCAAGGAAAACAAACAACCGCAAGACGAUUUAUUCGAUCGGCUAAACACUACCGUUCUAAAUAAACAUCUCAAUGAAUUGAUGGAAGGUUUAACCGCCAAAGUCUUUCGUACAUACAAUGCGUCAUGGACGUUGCAAGAGCAAUUAAAAGAAUUAACAAAUCCCGACGACACGGUGGCAGAAAAGCUUCUUGCUUACAACAGAGCAAAUAGAGCCGUGGCUAUUUUGUGUAACCAUCAAAGGUCCGUGCCGAAGAGUCACGAGAAAUCAAUGGAAAAUUUAAAAGCGAAAAUAGAAGCGAAAAGGGAGCAAAUAAAUGAAAUUAAAAAAGAAGUUAAAAACGCCAAGCGUAAUGGCGACUCCGGGACGGAAGCGAAAAAGAAGAAACAAUUAGAUCGUUUAAAAGAACAAUUACUCAAACUCGAAGUUCAGGAAACGGAUAAAGAAGAGAAUAAAACGAUAGCACUUGGAACAUCUAAACUUAAUUAUCUCGAUCCUAGAAUUUCCGUUGCAUGGUGUAAAAAAUACAACGUUCCUAUUGAAAAAAUCUAUAAUAAAACGCAAAGGGAUAAAUUUCGUUGGGCGAUAGACAUGGCGGGACCGGAUUAUGUAUUUUAA
Molecule: messenger RNA, 2886 nt
Organism: Pediculus humanus corporis (human body louse)
Lineage: Eukaryota; Metazoa; Arthropoda; Insecta; Psocodea; Pediculidae
Product: DNA topoisomerase, putative
Exons: 14
Coding region: 1-2886 (961 amino acids)
Biological process (GO): DNA replication; chromosome segregation; DNA topological change
Cellular component (GO): chromosome; nucleolus
Molecular function (GO): DNA binding; DNA topoisomerase type I (single strand cut, ATP-independent) activity
Source: RefSeq, a predicted model, not a curated record